Glycine soja is the source of this 1167-nucleotide messenger RNA. Its product is annotated as fasciclin-like arabinogalactan protein 11. The transcript has a single exon. The coding region runs from base 115 to 951 and encodes 278 amino acids. The record is from RefSeq and is a predicted model, not a curated record. Lineage: Eukaryota; Viridiplantae; Streptophyta; Magnoliopsida; Fabales; Fabaceae.
UCCUUCACACAUGCCACUCAUCAAACACAAAUUGCAAGAACCAUUAAUUCCAAUCAUUCACAUUCAUCCAGAAUCAUCAAAGCCAUCCACAGGGCUUGACUUGGCAACUGGAAGAUGAAGCAAGCAACUCUUUUCUCCUUCUCACUCUUCCUACUCCUUUCCUCCACCACCAUGGCCAUUUCACCAGCACCUGCAGCAGCACCAAAAACACCUCCUACCCCAAAGGCAACAGCACCAUCACCAAAACCAUUAGUUCCCACACUACCUCAGUCUCCAGACUCUCCUGACUCAGUCCCCGACGACAUCACCAGAAUCCUGAAAAAGGCCAAAAUGUUCUCAGUCCUAAUCCGCCUCCUCAAAACCACAGAAAUCAUGAACAACAUCAACUCACAGCUCAUAACAGCCAAGAGUGGCGGCAUAACCAUCCUUGCACCAGAUGAUUCUGCCUUUUCCAACCUCAAAGCAGGCUUCCUCAACUCCCUAAACGAAGGCCAGAAAAUCGAAUUAGUGCAGUUCCACAUAUUGCCAGAGUUUGUGUCGAGCUCAAACUUCGAUUCCCUAAGCAACCCUGUGCAGACAGUGGCUGGUAAAGACCCUGCAAGGCUUCCGCUGAAUGUGAAUGCAUUAGGUAACAGUGUCAACAUUUCAACUGGGGUAGUCAAUGCCACCAUUCUCGGAGUAGUCUACUCGGAUAACAAGCUUGGCAUUUAUCAUGUGGACAAGGUUCUUCUUCCUCUAGAUUUCUUUCUAACCAAUAAGGCUCCAGCUUUGGCUCCAACAACUCUUGCAAAGGCUCCUAAAGCUGCCAAGGAAAACUCUUCUGACGAUGAUCAAGAAGAAACAGACCAAAAUCACAAUAAAUCCGGGGCAGUGAGUUUGGUUAGCCUUGGUGGAGCAAUGUUGAUGUCGAUUGGGAUAGCUUUGGUCACAGUGGCAACCAUGUGGAGUUGAUCCAUAUGGCAGCUGCAUUUUGAGUUUUCUUUGUCGUUAAUUUCUUUUUUCUGCUUUUUAUUUUUGUUUAAAUUUUUGCAUCUUUUGUGGUUUCUUGUGUGUUAAUGUUAUGAAAAGGGAAAGAAUCCUUGAAUGGUUAACGAUUAUGCUGUUAAACCAUAAUUGUUUGUUUCUAACAUUAUGGUUUAUAUGAAAGGCUAGGAAUGAUUUCAUCUU